AUGUCUGAGAAAAAUAAGCCGCCAGCUCGUAAGCCGAUGCCAGGAUGGCUAAAUUUCGUGUUUGGAGGGAUGAGCGGUAUGAUGGGCAUUUGUGUAGUACAACCAGCUGACUUGGUAAAGACGAGGAUGCAGCUCUCGGGGCCCUCGGGAAAGAAGUCAGUAUUGGGGGUUGUCGGGGAUAUCCUCAGGAAAGAAGGGGUGUCUGGUUUCUACACAGGCUUAUCAGCUGCGCUGUUCCGGCAAGCGACCUACACGACUGGGCGAUUGGGGUGCUAUAAUGGGUUGAGCAAUUAUUACACAAGCACUUACGGUGUUCCGAGCUUCCCUAUAAAGGUCGUGAUGGGCAUGGCAGCGGGGGGACUCGGAGCUUUCAUCGGUACCCCCGCUGAAAUAGCACUAAUCAGGAUGACGGCUGACGGCCGCCUGCCGCCGGAGCAGCGCAGGAAUUACAAAAACGUCUUCAAUGCUCUUUCUAGAAUUAUAACGGAAGAGGGGCCAACCAUGCUGUUCCGUGGAGCCACCGCAACCGUCACGAGGGCAAUGGUCGUGAACGCGGCGCAACUUAGUACUUAUGCACAGGCUCGAGAAAUGCUAGUAUCACAUCUCGGCGAAGGAAUUGGUCUCCAUUUCGUUGCGUCCUUAAUAUCGGGAUUGGUAACAACUUUUGCGUCUCUACCCGUCGAUAUUGUUAAGACACGGGUACAAAAUUCAGCAAAAGGGACAAGCCAAGUUACUGUGUUAAGACGAAUAAUAAAAAAUGAAGGAGUCUUCGCACUGUGGAGUGGUUUCAUACCGACGUAUGCGAAAAUAGGACCCCUCACAGUCCUUAUAUUCAUAUUCUUAGAACAGUUAAAUGCUAUGUACUAUAAGUGGACGGAUUCUUGAAUCUUGAUACUAGUUACGUAAUAUAACAAAGUUGUUAGUAUUCUACAAAACAUU
Melitaea cinxia (Glanville fritillary) is the source of this 939-nucleotide messenger RNA. RefSeq names its product mitochondrial 2-oxoglutarate/malate carrier protein-like. Gene Ontology annotation, molecular function: succinate transmembrane transporter activity; oxaloacetate transmembrane transporter activity; malate transmembrane transporter activity. The coding region runs from base 1 to 885 and encodes 294 amino acids. The transcript is spliced from 6 exons. Gene Ontology annotation, biological process: succinate transmembrane transport; oxaloacetate transport; thiosulfate transport. NCBI's taxonomy places the organism in Eukaryota, Metazoa, Arthropoda, Insecta, Lepidoptera, Nymphalidae. The record is from RefSeq and is a predicted model, not a curated record.